UCCCGACUCAGAGAAUGACCUGGAGUCCGGGAAUUUCCCUGGCCCGGGGAUUCCGGGCUUUCCCGCCCCAACCGUGCAUAAAAGGGGUGCGCCGGCCUCGGGAGCCACAGACCCGCACCUCGGGAGGCACAGACAGCACCGCAAGCCCCUCGCGCCGAUCUCCACCGCACGCACCGCCGCCCUCCCGCCGAGCCAUGACCCAAGUCGCCCGUGUGGCCCCCGCCGCCCCCCGGCUGCUGCCGGCCGCGCUGCUGCUCCUGCUCCUGGUCGCCGCCGGCCAGCGCGCAGCAGGGGCGCCCGUGGUCGCUGAACUGCGCUGCCAGUGCCUGCAGACCCUGCAGGGAAUUCACCUCAAGAACAUCCAAAGUGUGAAGGUGACGCCCCCGGGACCCCACUGCGCCCAGACUGAAGUCAUAGCCCAGCUCAAGAGUGGGCAGGAAGCCUGUCUCAACCCUGCAGCCCCCAUGGUUAAGAAAAUCAUCGAUAAGAUGCUCAACAAGGGCAGCAGCAACUGACCUGGAGAGAAGUAAGCAGCUCAGCAGCUCAUUGGUGGUGGAGGUUCCUGCAGGCCAAUCCCUGCCCUUCCAAGAGCUGAAAAUGAAAUGAGAACAGCUGGUUUCUGGAUCACCUGCAAAGCACUUAAUAUGUUUGAGUAAUUCCUAUGAGAGUUCUAUUUAUUUAUGUAUUUAUUUAUUUUUCAAAGCUUGUAUUUUAAUAUUUUACAUGAUUUUAUUUAAAACUGUGACUGUGUUUCAUCAAACAUAGCUCAGUCCUGAUAAUUAAUGUGAAAAUGAUGGGUUUGUGAAGUCUUAUUAAACUAAUAUUUAGCGGGAGGCCAUCCAGUGUCAGCCACUGUGCUAGGUGGGGUGGGAAGCAAUUAGUGACAUCAAUGUUAGGGUAAGGGAAUGCGUGUGCAUGUCUAUUUUUGUACUUUUAAAGGAAUGUCAGUUUUUAUUUAUUGAAAUUAUCCCAUGUUAUAUAGUCAACAUGUUUAUGUUGAAGCUUCCCUUGGACAUUUUAUGUCUUCCUUGUAGGGCAUACUGCCUUGUUUAAUGUUCAUUAUGCAAUGUGUCUCUUUGCCUUGUAACUGAGAAGUUACAGUUACUCUUACGUUUUUAUAAAUGACGUGAAAAUGAAAUUUUUUAAAAAAAGAA
Messenger RNA from Lemur catta (Ring-tailed lemur), 1154 nucleotides. RefSeq names its product growth-regulated protein homolog gamma-like. Gene Ontology annotation, biological process: antimicrobial humoral immune response mediated by antimicrobial peptide; cellular response to lipopolysaccharide; inflammatory response. Bases 15 to 515 code for a protein of 166 amino acids. Gene Ontology annotation, cellular component: extracellular region. The transcript is spliced from 4 exons. The record is from RefSeq and is a predicted model, not a curated record. Lineage: Eukaryota; Metazoa; Chordata; Mammalia; Primates; Lemuridae. Gene Ontology annotation, molecular function: CXCR chemokine receptor binding; chemokine activity.